Molecule: messenger RNA, 762 nt
Organism: Aspergillus viridinutans
Lineage: Eukaryota; Fungi; Ascomycota; Eurotiomycetes; Eurotiales; Aspergillaceae
Product: type 1 glutamine amidotransferase domain-containing protein
Exons: 1
Coding region: 1-762 (253 amino acids)
Source: RefSeq, a predicted model, not a curated record
AUGCCCGCAAAAAAGAUCCUCAUCAUCCUCUCCGACGCCAAAUCGUUCCCCUUAAAGAAAACCUCCGGCUCCGACGCCGGCAAAACAGUCGAACAGCCAUCCGGCUUCUUCCUCAUGGAGCUCGCCAAACCUCUCCAGAAAAUCCUCGACGCCGGCUACGAAGUAACCUUCGCCUCACCUAAGGGCCUAGAACCCGCCCCGGACCCCCUCAGCGAAUCCCUCCCCGCCUUCGCAGGCAACUUCUACGAACGCCGGCGCGAGAACGAGCUCAUCGACCGCAUGAAGCGCGAGAACGGCUUCAAUCGGCCCAGGCCGCUGGGCACCAUUAGCGACGCGGAGCUGGAUUCCUUCGCGGGGGUGUUCAUCCCAGGGGGACAUGCGCCGCUCUCGGAUCUAGGUGGCGAUAAGGAGGUUGGUCGGGUGCUGCGGCAUUUCCACGCGAAGAGCAAGCCUACCGCGUCGCUCUGUCAUGGUCCGAUUGCGUUUCUGAGUACGAAGCAGGCGGGGGAUGGGUCGUUUAUCUAUAAGGGAUAUAAGAUCACGUGCUGGAGUGAUGCGGAGGAGAAGGUCAUGGAGACGCUGUUGGGCGGGGAGAUCAAGAAAGUGGAGUCCUCUCUGCGCAAUGAGGGGGCUGAGAUGGUCGAAGGGCUCGGGGAGAAGGUUGGGAGUAUCACUAUUGACCGGGAGUUGGUGACUGGGGGGAAUCCUCAGGCGGCGAAUGCGUUGGGGGAUCAGUUUCUGAAGAUGCUUAGUGUUCACUGA